UAGCUGCCUUAGGAUUUUUCAAAUAAUCUUUACAUAUAUAUCAGCAAUCGAUGGCUGGAUUGCCCUGUAAGCUUAUUGCCCAGGUAGCUUUUAAGGCUGGGGGCGACGUGUUUCAUCACCUCAUGGCCAAGAGGCCUUAUCACUUGGCCAAUGUCACCCCUGGAAAAAUCCAGGCUUGUGAUUUGCAUCAGGGCGACUAUGGAACUGAUGGCUCCGUCGUCCAGUGGAAGUACACUCUUGAUGGGAAAGAGCAAACCGCAAAACAACUAAUUCAUGAUAUAGACGAGACAAAAAAGCAAGUCGCUUACAAGAUGCUCGAAGGCGAUCUGCUGGAGUUGUACAAGAACAUGAUCAUAACCAUCCACGUCGAGACCAAAGGUGGAGUCGAUUUCAUCACUUGGACCAUAGACUACAAGCUGAUCAAUCCCGAUAAUCCACACCCAAUCUCACUCUUAAACUUCGUGAUCGAAUUCACUAAAGAUAUCGAGGCUCAUAUCUUCGGAGAGGAGAGAGGUUAUGGUGACCAGUACACAACACGAAAAUGCUAUAUAGAGUCUGUAAAGGAGAGCAGCAGGAAGAACAUGGAGAUAGAUCCCCAUCAACGCAACAGACUUGAACUUACAUCCCCUGUUCCUUACGCUACAUGGUUAUUUAGAAAGACAUUAAAGUCAAACCCAGAUAAGAUACAUGCCAUCAAGAAGAUGAAGGUACUGAGGAAGGUCAAUGAUUUCAUCUGGGAUGAGACCUGUCAGCAAGCCUUCCAAGACUUGAAGGCUUACUUGGCUAAAUUACCUUUGCUCGGAACCUUUCCAAAAGAACCAUGUCCAAGUGCUAGCAGAAUUCAUUCUCAAGCAAUGUUUGCUGAAAAAGAUGAAAGAAAAUGGUUUCUCCAAGUAGAUGUCUCCGCCACACAUGAGGGCAAUGCGAUGUUUUUACAUAUAUAUCAACAAGCAAUGGCUGGAUUGCCCUGUAAACUAAUUGCCCAGGUAGCUUUCAAGGCUGGGGGCGAUGUGUUUCAUCAACUCUUAGGUAAGAAGCCUGGACACUUGGCCAUUGUCACCCCUGGAAAAAUCCAGGCUUGUGAUCUGCAUCACGGCACCUAUGGGACUGAUGGCGCAGUCAUUCAGUGGAAGUACACUCUUGAUGGGAAAGAACAAACUGCAAAACAACUACUUCAUGACAUAGACGAGACCAAAAAGCAAAUCUCAUUUAAGAUGCUUGAAGGUGAUCUGCUAGAGUUGUACAAGAACAUGGUCAUAACCUUCCACGUCGAGACCAAAGGUGGAGUCGAUUUCAUCACUUGGACCAUAAGCUACGAGCUUAUCAAUCUCGAUAAUCCACACCCGCUUUCUCUAUUGAACUUCUUCAUCGAGUUCACUAAAGAAAUCGAGGCUCAUAUCUUCGGAUAAGGCCGAUAAAUAUUUGGGGUCCAAAUUCACCAAGCAAUCGAUAUAUAUUUAGUAUUGUUGUUCUGUAUAUCUAUCUAAACGUAAUAAAGAAGAAAAUGAGACAUAAUAAAAUCAGCAUCCAUAGGCUUGCUGGUGCCACAAAUAAGGAAUGUGUACUUGUUUGUGAUUGAAUGUUAGUACCUAUUCUUCUACUCUAGUUAAGUGUGAAUCAAUAUAUGUAAUGUGGAUUUGAGCUACUUUUUCAGUAGAUUAUAUUGUUCAAAGGUUUUAA
Molecule: messenger RNA, 1680 nt
Organism: Sesamum indicum (sesame)
Lineage: Eukaryota; Viridiplantae; Streptophyta; Magnoliopsida; Lamiales; Pedaliaceae
Source: RefSeq, a predicted model, not a curated record